AUGAUGCAAAUGUGCGGAUCGCUUGACGCAUUGCCGCCGCGCUCUCCGCCGCGCAGCGAGGAGCCAAACGGGACGGCGUCGCCCAGCCGACGGCACACUACACGCUCCUCGGGUGCGCCCCGCUCUCCCCACCCCCCACCCUCCCCCGCCAAGCGUAACCGCGCGCCGGAGCUUGUAUCGUGUUUGGAUAUCGGGCAGUACAUCGAUGGCGUCGAAGCCCACAUCGCACAGCGCGGCAUGGAUGCGGGUGGCGCCGCGCGCCGCAGCAAGACGCAGCCGCAGGGCCGGACAGACAGCGGGGUGCCCACACCACCCCACGCGCAGCUGCACCCCACGCGAAAAGCGCGGGCCAAAGUGCGCGUGCCGCCGUUGGUGUAUGAUACUGUGGAACCAGCGUGUGUGCGCGACGGCGCGCCAGCGCCCAUUGCGACGGCGGCGACGACGCCCCGCCAUCCUGUGCGUACAACGUCGCGCGUUUUUGCGCUGCCGGAAGCACCGGUCUUUUACCCCACAUGGGACGAGUUCCAAGACCCCCUCCAGUACAUUGAAUGGACGGCCCGUGCGUCUGGAGGAAACGCCGCGGCGUGUGGCCUGGCCAAGAUCGUGCCGCCGGAAGGCUGGUGCAUGGACUUUGUCGUAGACGAGCAGCAGUUCCGCUUUCGCACGCGCGUCCAGCGCCUCAGUGAGCUGAGUGCCGAAGGGCGCGUCGCGCAAAAUUACCGCGAGCAGCUCGAGCAGUUCCACGCGCAGCAAGGCCAAGGCAAGGUUGGUGUUCCCUACAUUGCAGGUGCGCCCAUCGACUUUUAUGCGCUGAAGCUCGCCGCCGCGCGCGCAGCGCCCCACUGGGACCGUAUUGCCACUGCGCUCGGCUGCCCGGCGGAUGCAGCGCCGACGCUCAAGCAAGCGUACGAGUCGCUUGUUGCGCCCUUUGAAUUGUUUUUGCGCGAUACCAAGCACGGCAUGCCGCGGCGCGGCGCCUCGAAGCUGAAUGCGUGCGCUGCAUGUGAUACCCAAGAUGCGCGCGGCACUGUGCAGUGCGCCGAGUGCGAGAAGCGAUUCCACCUCGCGUGCCACACACCGCCGCUUGGAAAAGCGCCGCGCAGGCGUUGGGUGUGCGCUGCGUGUCUCGUAAAUACAGAUUUUGGCUUUGAGGACGGCGAGACGCACAGCCUACACAGUUUCUGGCAGCGCUGUGCGUCGUUCCAACAGCUGUGGGCGCAGCGCGCAGCGCGGCGCGCGCCACAAGACGCCGACGCGUGGCUGCGUCUCUUCACACGGCGCAAUACAGACGCCACUGUGCUGCAAGACGAAGAUCUGGUCGAGGCUGAGUUCUGGCGCCUCGUGCAUACUACGCAGGAACUGGUCGACGUGGAGUACGGCGCAGAUGUGCACUCCACGGUGCACGGCAGUGCGUCGCCGACCAUGGAGCGCCACGCCCUCAAUCCGUACGCACGCUCCGGGUGGAACUUGAACAAUAUGCCUAUCGCGCCCGCCUCCCUGCUGCGCUACAUCAAGUCGGAGAUCAGCGGGAUGACAGCGCCGUGGAUCUAUAUCGGGAUGAUGUUCUCCGCGUUUUGCUGGCACAACGAAGACCACUACACCUACUCGAUCAACUACCAGCACGUCGGCGCGACCAAGACGUGGUACGGCGUCCCGGGCGAGGAUGCAGAAAAAUUUGAGGCCGCGAUGCAGCGGAUCGCGCCCGAGCUGUUCGACUCGAACCCCGACCUCUUGCUCCAGCUGGUCACGAUGAUGAGCCCCGAGCUGGCCGUGGCCGAAGGCGUGCGUGUGUAUGCGGUGAACCAGCGCCCAAACGAGUUCGUAGUGACCUACCCCAAAGGCUACCACGCCGGCUUCAACCACGGAUUCAACGUGAACGAAGCGGUGAACUUUGCCCUUCCCAACUGGGCCAUGGACGGGCUUGCGUGUGCACGUCGGUACCAGCAAUUCGCACGUCAGCCCGUCUUUUCCCAUGACGAGCUGCUCGUCACCGUCGCGCUGCACAGUACAAACUUGCACACCGCCCUCUGGCUCCAUGCGCCGUUCCGCGAAAUGGUCAGCCGCGAACUCGAGGGGCGCGCGACUGUGCGCGCCUUGAUCUGUGCCGCGCGCGACGCGAAAGACGAGCUCGCGCCGCACGAUCGGCUCGAGCACGAGGCGCAAUGUGCGCACUGCAAGGCAUUGUGCUACCUGAGCCAGGUCGUGGGCGACGCGGGCCAAGUCGCAUGUCUGCAGCACGCAGCAGCGGUGCUUGGCGAGGACGCGGCUUGCUGGCACCUGCGUCUCCGCAUUGCGGACGACGCGCUCGAGAGCCAAGCGGCCAAGAUUGCCGAGCGUGCGGCGGUGCCGCGCAGCUGGCAGCAGCGUGUGCGCAAGUUUCUCUGCCAGCACCCGCGACCGCCGCUCCGCACGCUUGUGGCGCUUGUCCAGGAAGGCGACCGGAUCGCCGCACAGGAAGAGAAAACAACGCCGCUUGCUGAGCUUGCUUCCUUGCACGGCUUUCUCCAGCGCGCCAUGCCGAUCGUCGAGCAAGCGCAGCAGUUUCUCUCGCGGCGCCACGGAAAACGCGCCGAGGUGCCGGUGCGCGCGCGGAGAAGCGCGCACAAAAAAGACUCGCCCACACAAGAGGCACCUGUGCUAAACGCCGACCGCUCCAAAGCGGCGCUCUUUGCGCUGUGGGCGCAUGUGCCACAGCUGCCGUUUGAGGCGCCAGAGCUUUUGGCGCUUGAAAGCGUUGUCGAGCAGGUGAGCGCGUUUGAGCGCAGCGCAGCGCGCUUUCUCGACACCGACGCCGAGGCGCGCGACGCACAAAAGCGCGUUGACGAUGCGGAGCGUACGGCGGCGCAGGGCGCUUUGCUCCACGUCCACUUGCCGCAAGUCGAAGCGCUGCGCCGAUGGGUCGCGCAUGUCAAGUGGUUCGUGGAGCUGCGCGGCAUUCAAGGCACCUUUCUCUCGAUGGAGGAUGUGCAGGAGCUGCUGCACGAAGGCGCGUCGUCGGGCAUUCCCACCGACCAUGCCAAGAUGCACGAACUGCGCGCGCGGCUCGAGCGCGGCGAUGCAUGGGCCGCGCGCGCAGCUGCGCUCUUGGACGCGCCCGAGAUUACACGCGCCGCGGUAGACGCACUGCUUGGCGUGGACGUGGACGUGGCCAUGCCCGAGCGCGUGCGUGCGUCAGUCCGGAGUCUGCAGCACAAGGCCGCACAAUGGCACGCGCUCGCCGCCGAUCUGUACAGCGAUACCGCCGUGUCGCGCCUGGACGAAGCGCGGGAGCUCUUGGAGGGCGCACACGCCGCACGCGUCCCCAUUCCCUAUGCCCACGAGCUCGGCCAAGGAAUUGCGCUGCACGACCGGUGGGAAGACGAGGUGGGCGCGAUUUUGCGCAAGUACAUGCGCGCCAAGCCAAAAGACGAGCCCGCGAGCCUGGCGCGUGCAUUCUGCGAGCGCACGAUCCGCACCGCGUCCGCAGCGAAGCUCGCUGUUUUUGAGGCACAGCUCGGCGGAUCGCAGGAAAAGCCGGGCUUGCUCGAGGUGGUUGCGGUGGCGCCGUGUAUCUGCUGCGAAAAGCUGCACCCACGCACCGACACGGUCCAGUGCGACGAAUGCGGCACGCGCUUCCACAACAAAUGCGUCGACGCGCGCUGCAGAAAAGGCGCGUUGUAUGUAUGCCCCCUUUGCGACGCCAAGGCGCUGCAGCCGCUGGCCAAGAAGCGCCACGACGUAUCGCAGCUUCCGCUGGUCGCGCUCCUCCAGAACCCCGUGUUCCAGCGCGACAAGUUCCGCUUCCUUCCCAGCACCUACUCUGCACUCCAGGCUGCCGUGCGUGCUACCGUCGAGUUUGGCGUGGCAGUCACGACGCGCAUUCGCAGCGGCGCUCUCCCGAAAGAGCUUUUGGACAAGGGGGGCGUUGCACAGGUCACGCCGCUUUUGCGCGAAGUGCUGCGCCGCGCGCUUGGGUGCCCUGUGGAUGUGCUGCUCAUCGCCGACGCAACGCCGAAUCCCCACGUGCCUUGUGUUCUCGAGGCACUCCUCCCUGCAUUUGGCGUGCUCGAAGACGGCCCGGGUCCCCUCGCGAAGAGGGCUGCGCCGGGAAAGCGGCUGCGCCGCGCACGCCUUGUCCUGCGCGAAGACCGCGCCCCGGUCUCGGACAGGAUCGCAAACAUACACUGCUUCUGUGGCAUCGCCGAUACCGACCAGAUGACGCAGUGCCACCGAUGCGCGCGUCGAUUUCACAGCGCGUGCAUCUGGAUCGAGGCACCGCUCCCGCCAGGGGAGCGCUUGGUCUGUCCCUUGUGCACGGUGCGUAUGCGCCGAAAAUACCCCUAUGCAGAGGUGCGUGUCUUGGACUUGACCGAGCCGGGUCCGGACGACGCGGCGCAGCACAGGUUCGUCGAUGUGCACGCGAGUUUGCAGUCCCACACGCGGCCUGUGGUGCGCACACAGCCGUGGGCGGGGCCGCGACGCGUGCUCCUGCACCUCGUGCAGUUUGUCCCUGCCGAAAAAGAGGGCGAGCUGGGCGCGGCGCCGAAGCGCGCACGGCUCGAGCCGCCGCCGCCGCCGUCGCCGCCGACGGCGCAGCUGCGGCUUCCCCUCUCGGACCUCAUGUACCGCGGCGUGACGAAAUCCAUGAUGGAGCGCCACUCGAUUGGAUGGAAUGGACGUGCAUUGGUAUACUACUCGCCGCACGGGCCCGUGAUUGAGCUCGGCGCUACCAUCGAGCUCGACGAGGACGACAUGGACGGCACCAAGCUGAUCCACGCAAAGAUCGCGGCGCAGCACCCGGCGUCUGUGCACACGACACAGCGCGAGCCAUGCGCGGCGAGCAUAGCGUCGCCGCCGCAGCCGCUUGGCAUGCCUUUGCACGAGACGCCCAGGCAGCAGGCUGUGCCGCUGCAAACCAUUGCGGCACCGCCCGGUCGGCCGCCAGGCCAGCUGGCAGCGCACGCGCCGCUUUUACAAGAACCGAUGCCGCAGCCGCGCACGUCCACCCUCGAUCCAUACACGGCGCCGCUUGGGGCGCCCAUGCUUCGGCCCCCGCCGUUUGAGAUGCGGCGCAUGCCGCGUCCCGACAUGCCUCCUUCCUAUUGCCCGCCCCUCUGCCAGGAGCUGCCCAUGUUUGCGCGCGAGCCGCAUGGCAUGGCAUUUGCGCCAUUGCGUGCGCCUCCAAGCGAUGCAAGGCCACGCGCUCCGCAUGGCGAUCUUGCGCACGCUUCCUUCUCGACAUGGCACCCGUAG
This is a messenger RNA of Malassezia vespertilionis, 5232 nucleotides long. RefSeq lists its product as uncharacterized. Bases 1 to 5232 code for a protein of 1743 amino acids. Gene Ontology annotation, biological process: chromatin remodeling. The transcript has a single exon. The record is from RefSeq and is a predicted model, not a curated record. Gene Ontology annotation, cellular component: nucleus. NCBI's taxonomy places the organism in Eukaryota, Fungi, Basidiomycota, Malasseziomycetes, Malasseziales, Malasseziaceae. Gene Ontology annotation, molecular function: DNA binding; histone demethylase activity.